Messenger RNA from Trypanosoma brucei brucei TREU927, 639 nucleotides. RefSeq lists its product as hypothetical. The record is from RefSeq and is a predicted model, not a curated record. The coding region runs from base 1 to 639 and encodes 212 amino acids. The transcript has a single exon. NCBI's taxonomy places the organism in Eukaryota, Euglenozoa, Kinetoplastea, Trypanosomatida, Trypanosomatidae.
AUGACGUACUGCCCCAUUACGCGAAAGGAGUUGGAGAGGUACCUUCCGAACUUCGAUCCUCUCCUUGACCCGCAAAUUGGGGAAUGGGUGCUUGUAACCCCGGAGCGUCGCUUUGCUAUCCUUGGUCCACUCUUGCAGUUUGUCCAAGAACAUGCGAUUAAACCAAUCUAUCCAUUUCUUGACAAUAGUGAACCAUCAUCUGCCCCCGUGACGACCUUUAAUUUUUGCAAAGAAGACUCACCUAAAACACUGGGCGAUCCAUCUAAGGUGUUCCCCACGCUGAGUGAAGUGUGGCGGAGGUACCGCCGUCGUCGGUUCCACAUUUCUGGCAUGGACGAGGAUGGAAUCGGAGAGGAGGAGGAAAAUGAUGACACGAUACUGUACCUAAAUCCACGGGCCCUGUUGCUCACACCGUGUGCUCCAGCCGUGUUUGGGGGCUCUGAUUUUAUUGAAGGAUUGGAUAGGGAAGGUGAGCGGGUGGUGUUCGUAAACUGGAAAACAGGGGAGACUCGCACCGAUAGCGGGGUGUUGAAGCCGGCUCCGAUUCCAGCAUGGGCAGAAGAUGUUGCGGAAAAGGCUGCCAUGGAGUGGGAGUCAUGGAAGAAAUGUGUGAUUCCUCCCUCAUCAACCAGAGAGUGA